This is a messenger RNA of Echinostoma caproni, 561 nucleotides long. The record is from the annotation of a GenBank genome assembly. Lineage: Eukaryota; Metazoa; Platyhelminthes; Trematoda; Plagiorchiida; Echinostomatidae.
AUGCAUUUGGCCGCACAAGAAGAUAGUUUGGCCGCAGCCGAGUUGCUCUACGCCGCCGGAUCUGAACUGGAUGCGCGCACCAAGGCGGGCUACACACCGCUGCAUACCGCGUGCCAUUUUGGUCAGAACGGUUGGACUCCGGGUCACGUGGCCAGAAGACAGCAUUAUUUGAACAUUUUUGAAGUGCUGCGUCAGGUGACGACAUGUGUUGAAUCGUGGGAAGCAGAUGAUGAAGAGCUGCUGGAACCGAAAACCGUGGAUGGUGAAGCCGCCCGUGCCUUGCCGGAUGGCACGACACGGUUUGCUCCGGGAACCCGUUUGUUACUCGAACAACCUGAUGUCAUGGCAGACCAUGCAGUCACUGAUACAGAGGAAGAAUGUGUCGAACCGGAUUACACAGUGAUCCCAGCCUCGCCACUGUUCUCCCGUUCGGCAAGUUCCGGACAGGCAGGUCUGAGUCAAAUGGUGGACGGACGUAGCACAGUCGGGGCAAGAGUGAAUGGAUUCAGCAAGGGUGGAGCGGACAAAUUGUCUACUGUGUCAGGUAUCAAGCUUGGAUGA